GGGAGGCGGAAGGGUGAGGGGGAAACCGGAAGUGCGAGUGUACAGUAGAAGAGUCGAAUAUUAUGUGAAGGGACGGAAAUGCCGCUCCUGAGUCAAAACAAACGAAUCGACCACAUAACCUCAACAUCGGAACUGUUCUCCAAACAUUCCCAUAUAAAGGAAAAUGCCACACUAUUUCGCUCCAAACCCCUUGUGACAGUGGAUCCAAAGUGCCUGCUUUAUGUACAACAGAGGGAAUUUGCAGCCACAACACCAGCAGACGACUCCGUUUCAGUUAUAGGAUCUGGGGAUGCAACAACUUGUCACUUAGUAGUCCUGCGCCAUACAGGAAGCGGAGCGACCUGUCUGGCUCACCUGGACGGCUCGAACACACGGACUGAAGUUCCUCUUAUAGUUAAUGCCGUCACGGCGUUAUGUAACCCAGCUAAAGCAGGCAGGUUAGAGCUUCAUCUUGUCGGGGGAUUCGAUGACGACAACAAGACUUCACAUAAACUCAGCCGGGAAAUCUUUGCGGCGUUUCAGAAACAAAAGGAGGACAUUCACCUAGAAACUUGCUGCAUUACUGAUAUAAAUGAUGUUGUGACAGAUGGAAUUCACAGACCAAUUAUCUAUGGAAUAGGUGUGAACGUUAAAACUGGUGAGGUUUUCCCAUCCAUGUUUCCACACAGAGGACCUGCUGAGGACUUGAGGUCUGCACGUAGCUUCACAGGUGGACAGUUAGCUGAGGUCUAUGACUGUAGUAAGGAGCAGCUGAAGAUCGGCCCAUGCAGAUGGUCUCCCAGUAAUGACCUCGCCUUCUGGCUGGAUGAAGAUGAUGAAACAAUCUUACAAUACCUGUCCACAUCUCCUUAUGCUGAGCCACCCCAUUUCGUCCAACACAUCAAGUCCACAAUCCGCUUCCUGCUGGAACACCCAAACACCGACACUCUGUUUCCCGGAGGCCAACCGCAGCUCUUCCAACGUUCGGAGCAUGGAGAGUGGGAGAGAGUCUGCUCUUAACCCUGAUCUUUGCCCUUAACCCUGAUCUUUGCCCUUAACAAUCAGUAACACUGUGAAUUUACCAAAGGCCUUUAAAAAGCAAUUACUGGCUGAUGUUGUUCUUUCAUGCUAAUCUAUUUCUCUUAAGAUUUGGAUUAGCAUAAAAGGGAAACUUGUACCUGGGAUGGAAAGAUUGGAUUAUCUUUAAUUAUGCAUCAGAUGAGGUUUUAGAGAAAAUAAAAUGCCCCUUUAUGAACUCCUAAAGCUGGAAAAGCUGGAUUUGUUUUAUACAGUGUACAAUGUUGUACAGUACUGAAAAUUUUUUUGGAUUUUAUUUUAUUUUAAUAUGUAUCAUAAAUAUGGCAUGAAGUUUGACCUGAGUGUUGUGUGUAUAUCUUUUUGGAUUAUGAAGAAAAAAGUGCUGUAUAUCCUACUAAAAUUCUGCAAGAAUUGUUUUUUUACAAAUUCAAAAUAUAAUAAACAUUCAUCUUGAUAACA
Messenger RNA from Silurus meridionalis, 1476 nucleotides. RefSeq names its product N-terminal asparagine amidase (gene ntan1). The record is from RefSeq and is a predicted model, not a curated record. Gene Ontology annotation, cellular component: nucleus. The transcript is spliced from 11 exons. Lineage: Eukaryota; Metazoa; Chordata; Actinopteri; Siluriformes; Siluridae. Gene Ontology annotation, molecular function: protein-N-terminal asparagine amidohydrolase activity. Gene Ontology annotation, biological process: ubiquitin-dependent protein catabolic process. The coding region runs from base 79 to 999 and encodes 306 amino acids.